Messenger RNA from Athalia rosae (coleseed sawfly), 3588 nucleotides. RefSeq names its product integrator complex subunit 2 (gene IntS2). Gene Ontology annotation, biological process: snRNA 3'-end processing. NCBI's taxonomy places the organism in Eukaryota, Metazoa, Arthropoda, Insecta, Hymenoptera, Athaliidae. Gene Ontology annotation, cellular component: integrator complex. The transcript has 5 exons. The coding region runs from base 171 to 3512 and encodes 1113 amino acids. The record is from RefSeq and is a predicted model, not a curated record.
UUUAUUCAGUUACUAGUAUCUUAUUUGCCCAUUUGGCGACAUCUGGGAAGAGAGUGUUUACAGUCUGGAUUCGUUCAUUUACUGUUUGCAAAAGAAACUUUCGCGUGCUGGAGAUAUUCUGUGAAAAUGAGUUGAAUUAAAAUAAUAUUGUUAAAUUAAUUCGAUUGAAGAUGCGAACUAACACGGCGGUAACGCCGCGGGUCUUCACCGCGAUUCAAAAUGUACAUAUAGUAGAACUUGCGACCUGUUCCCAGAAGGAAAUACGACCGAUUCUCCCUUGCUUGGUUAGGAUGAGCUUGAUUUCGCCGCUCGAUAUAACUAAAGAAUGUGCGGAAGGGAGAAAAGAAAUCUUGACCAUACUAUCCGGCAUUGAACUGGUCAAUUCGAUUGUAGCUCUACUCUCCAUAGAUUUUCAUGCACUUGAAACUGACGUUCGAAAGGAACAGCAAUUGAGGCAAAAGCUGGGAAGUGUACAAAGUGAUAGCAUUCUUGCGCAAUCGUUGCAGAGUGGGUUAGCUCUGGAAUUCGAACGCAGCGACUCGACUAGAAGGCUCCGUCUGGUACUUAGUGAAAUCCUGUUUAUUGCGUCUCAAGUCCAGGAACUUCAGAGAAACCAAGAAUUCCAGAUAAAACAGUCCGACUUGUUUGACAAUGCGGUCUACAUGGAAGAAAUAAGUGAUGUUGUAUGCAUAGCUUUGGCCGAACUUCCGGCUUUAUUAUCUAUUUUAGACAUAGCGGAGACUCUGCUACACGUUAAGCACGGUCCUGAGAUAAUUUGCUGGAUUGUUGCCAACAGUCCUGACAGUUUUGCUGAAGUCUGUACUCACCUCAUAGCGAACGGAGAGAGACAAGAAGAAUCUGCUCUAGGCAGAAUUCGAACACAAGCUCUGGCGAUGCUCUGUCAAAUGAAUCCCAGCCAGGCCCUAGCCGUCAGAGCAAAGUGCGUAGAAUUGUGCCGUAUGCCUGCACUUGCCGUCACUUUGAGUUUGGAACAUGAAAAUUUGGAUCAGCUACAGCCAGAAAGCGAUAUGGUUGCAUUUGUAUCAGGAUUGCUGUUAGGAAAUGACCAGCAAGUUAGAACAUGGAUUGCAAUGUUUGUUAGAAAUGGUCAGAAACGAAAAUGGGAAUCUCAUACAGCAUUGCAGUCUCUUAGAGAAGAACUGCUCCGGAGGUUGCAAGCAAUUACUUCUCAUAGUUCAGACAGGCAGUUGGCAGAGUCACACGUCGUUCAGGCUAGCACAUUGCUCAGGCUCUAUUGCGCACUCAGAGGAAUUGGAGGAAUCAAAUUCCAAGACGAUGAAAUAGCUAUGAUUGUCCAACUAUUGACUUCGCAUCCUCCCCCAUCUCCGGCUGGUGUUAGAUUUGUGUCUUUAGGAUUGUGUAUGCUGAUCGCUUGCCCUUCACUGAUUGGACACCAUAACCUAGAGAAGAGAAGCAUUGAAUGGGUGCAAUGGUUGGUCAGAGAAGAGGCCUACUUUGAGAGUGCAAGCGGAGUCUCCGCCAGCUUUGGGGAAAUGUUGCUCCUGAUGGCGAUCCACUUCCAUAGCAAUCAGCUAUCUGCAAUCUGUGAAUUGGUUUGUGCCACGCUUGGUAUGAAAAUAGCAAUCAGGCCAAACAACCUCACAAGAAUGAAGCAGAUAUUCACUCAGGAAAUCUUCACCGAACAAGUGGUCACUUCCCAUGCAGUCAAAGUUCCAGUAACAGCCAAUUUGAGCGCAAAUAUACCCGGAUUUUUGCCGGUUCAUUGUAUACACCAAUUGCUCAAGUCACGAGCUUUUGCUAAACACAAAGUGCCAAUUAAAAACUGGAUCUAUCGACAGAUUUGCGACAGUGUACCUCCGUUACAUCCAGUUCUGCCAGCCCUAGUGGAAGUUUACGUAAACUCAAUUUUAGUCAUCAAUAACAGAACAUCAGAACAUACAAACAAACCAAUAACGGAGGAUGAAAUAAGAAGGGUGUUUCAAAAUAGCGUGUUUGGGGCUAAUUUUGAUCCAAAAAAAUCUGUCCUUAGUAUCACCGAUACAGAGACGGAGUACAUGAACGUUGAUACAUUGAAACCAUCGCUCACUUCACAACUUUUACUUCUUUAUUAUUUGCUACUGUAUGAAGAUGUGAGACUCUCAAAUAUGCAUAACUUUAUAUCGCAAGGUAGAAAAGUCAAAUCAUAUUCUACAGAGUUUUUAUCUGAAUUACCUAUCAAAUACCUAUUGCAACAAGUACAGAGGGAUCAAAUGAGCUAUGCUGGAUUGUUUUCACCUUUGCUGAGGUUGUUAGCUACGCAUUUUCCGCAUCUAUCUUUGGUCGAUGAUUGGUUGGACGAAGAGAUGAUAAACAUAGACUCCAUGGCAAACAAUUACGAAAGUGUGAUCAUUAACGACGUUGCCAUUAUCGAGGCAUUUGGACAUAUCGAAUCUUGCCCCUCAAGAACAGGGAGAUUAUUGAGACAGCUUAUAGAUAUGAAACCCACGGACAUUUGGCCGCAUGCUGAAAUAAUAAUACAUUACUUCAAAGCAAUAUUGGACAAUAAGGUGCCCAGAUAUAUUCAAGAGUUAUACAAGCAAGUAUGGCUGAGACUGAACACAGUAUUACCAAGGUGUCUCUGGGUACUGUCGAUCAACGCAUUGCUCAUCGAAAAUACAAUGGUUAGAAACGUUUUUCUCACCCAAGAAAAUAUCGUGCUUGAUCCGCUACAAGUUUUACGCUGCGACACUAGAGUAUUUAGAUGUGCGCCGGUCCUGUCAGUGAUUCUUCGAAUUUUACAAGCUACAUUAGCUGCAUCUCGAUCUCAACUGUCCAGACACAUGCAGGACAGACCAUUGACGGAAAAAAUUGGUCAGCUUACUAGCGAAGUAGAAAGAGAAGAUCUUAGAACUGCUCUCGUUGCUGGACAAGAAAGCGCUGCUGUACAAAUUUUGCUCGAAGCCUGUUUAGAAACGGAAGAGGAUCGUAUAUUACCUGGCCAAAUGUGGUCCCUCAGGGAAAUAAGAAGCGUCGUUUGUUCAUACCUGCAUCAAGUUUUCAUUGCCGAUCCAUCGCUCGCUAAACUAGUUCAUUUUCAAGGAUACCCGAGGGAGUUGUUACCAAUUACUGUUUCCGGUAUCCCUUCUAUGCACAUUUGUUUGGAUUGGAUACCAGAGUUGUUGUCGCAGCCCGAACCAGAGAAGCAAGUGUUUGCUGUGGAUCUAGCAUCUCACUUAGCCGUUCAGUAUGCUUUGCCAAAAGCUCUGAGUGUUUCGCGUCUGGCCAUCAAUACUCUUGCGACGUUGUUGGGUGUUUUGCCAGCAAAGGGCAGAGUGAUAUUAUUCAUUCCAGUGUUACCAGCUCUCACACGUAUCUGUUUGGCAUUCCCACCGCUAGCUGAGGAUACGACUGCCCUACUGUUGCAAUUGGGUCGAGUUAGCCUGGCACAGGCAGCUCUAGGUGAUAAAUCUGCCGAAAUACUCUGCAGUGAAGUUAACAAAACUUUCAGCUCUUUAUUGCAAAAGGCCAUUCUUCAAUCUAGAGUGUUUUGAAAUCGACAAAUAACAAACAUUUAAGAAACUUGUAAAUAAAUUUUUAUAAAUAAAAGAAAAUAACUUUGUACAAAAA